Molecule: messenger RNA, 303 nt
Organism: Staurois parvus
Lineage: Eukaryota; Metazoa; Chordata; Amphibia; Anura; Ranidae
Source: the annotation of a GenBank genome assembly
CAGGGUCCGGGGAGAGCGGCUAUAGUGAAUGCAGGAUCCAUGGAGAGCGGAAUAUAGUGAAUGCAGGGGUCCGGGGAGAGCGGAUAUAGUGAAUGCGGGGUCCGGGGAGAGCGGAUAUAGUGAAUGCGGGGUCCGGGGAGAGCGGAUAUAGUGAAUGCAGGGUCCGGGGAGAGCGAUAUAGUGAAUGCGGGGUCCGGGGAGAGCGGAUAUAGUGAAUGCAGGGUCCGGGGAGAGCGGAUAUAGUGAAUGCAGGGUCCGGGGAGAGCGGAUAUAGUGAAUGCGCGGUCCGGGGAGAGCGGAUAU